Orussus abietinus is the source of this 3123-nucleotide messenger RNA. Its product is annotated as fatty-acid amide hydrolase 2-B. The coding region runs from base 288 to 2150 and encodes 620 amino acids. NCBI's taxonomy places the organism in Eukaryota, Metazoa, Arthropoda, Insecta, Hymenoptera, Orussidae. The record is from RefSeq and is a predicted model, not a curated record. The transcript is spliced from 11 exons.
GUUUUGUCAUGCCACGGCAGUAAAACGACAACAGUACCGAAAAUUUACGGAAAAUCAGCGGGUGUUACAUCUCAACAACAUUUACUAGAAACGCGAUAAAGUGUCACCGAAUGCAGUUUCAAGCGAUACCGCUGAUAAAUUGACGAGCUCCGAACAGCUCCGACUUUCUGAUCCAGCUACCAUUCUCGAAGCUAACCUCAAAGUGCUCCCGAGAUCUCUGGGCAUCCGAGUCAUAGAGUUCACGUAUUCGUCCUUACCGACAAAGCAAGUGGUUGGACUUGACCGUGAUGAGCGCUGUCAGGUGUAGGCUGUCACUCCAGCUCUCCAAAGACACAACGCCGAAAUACCUCGGGCGUACCGAAGAGGAAAAGAGCAGGGUAAAGAAGAAAGAAGGGAAGAGGGAGAAAAGAAAAAGUGCCGAAGGCGCGCAAAUUGCUAAACGAAUUUGCGGAUCCUCGCAGAUACCCAACCUGGGGAUCUUCCAUCGAGCAUCGCGGAUAAUAAAGCUGUUCGGCAGGACGCAGAAGUCCAGGUCAAUGUCCAUUCGAAUUAACGGCGAUCAAAAUAAGAUGCGAAUUUUGGGCCUGAUUGUAAAUGUGAUCCAUCGGAUAAUAGAACUAAUUGCUAGAGGACUGUUUCUUUUGGUGGCAUUUUUCAGUGGACCGGCAGAAUCGCAACCGCCUAUUAAAGACCUAACUCUCUUAAACAGUGCUACCGCCCUGGCUAUCAAGAUACGCAACAAACAAUUAAGAUCCGAAGACGUGGUGAAACGUUAUAUUGACAGGAUCAAUGAAAUUCAACCAAUUUUAAAUUGCGUCGUCGAAGAUCGCUUUAAAGACGCUCUCGAAGAAGCUAAAAAAUGCGACGAAAUAUUGAAUUCCCCAGAUGCACCUUCCGUUCAAUGGUUGGCCGAAGAAAAGCCAUUUUUUGGAGUGCCAUUUACAACAAAGGACUGCAUCAGCAUCAAUGGGAUGAAACAGACGGCAGGACUCGUCAUACGAAAGAAUUUGAUAUCUGACAAAGAUGCGGAAAGUGUACGAUUAUUGAGAGCUGCAGGCGCCAUACCUAUUGCAACGACGAAUAUCUCCGAAGUAGCAAUGUGGUGGGAAAGCAGUAACUGUUUAUAUGGAACAACGAAAAAUCCAUAUAAUACAAGACACAUUGUAGGGGGCUCUUCGGGAGGAGAAGGAUGCUUACAAGCAGCAGCCGGAGCUCCCUUCGGUAUUGGUUCGGAUAUUGGAGGUUCUAUACGUAUGCCUUGUUUUUUUAACGGUAUUUUUGGACAUAAACCUUCUAAAGGAAUCGUUUCAAAUAAUGGACAGUAUCCAAGUCCUCAUAACGACGAACAAAAUGAAUUACUUGGAAUCGGUCCUAUGUGUCGAUAUGCACAAGAUAUGUUACCACUACUUAAAGUACUUGCAAGUGGAAAAGCUGAAACCCUCAAGCUUGAUGACAAAGUUGAUAUUUCGAAAAUCAUGUUUUACUAUAUGGAAGAUGAUGGAGGUCAAUACGCCGUGUCACCAGUGGAUCAUGAAAUAAAAAGUGCAAUGAAGCAAGUGGUACUUUAUUUAGAAAAAGCGCACAAAGUGAAGGUAACCAAAGUAAAUUUCAGAAAAUUGAAAAAAAGUACAGCAUUGUGGCUAGUGAACAUGAGUCCAGAUGAAGGAAAAAGUUUUGCAUAUGAAUUGGCAAAUAGAAAUGGAAAAUUAAAUGUAUGGUGGGAAUUCCUAAAAUGGUGCUGUUGUUUAAGUUCACAUACACUCAUUGCUCUUUUGACUGCCAUCUUUGAAGGAUUUGGUGUAAAACGUGGUUCUCCACAAUAUGAGAAGCUUAUGCAAGAAAGUAAAGAUCUGUGUCAGGAAUUUAAGGAUUUAUUAAGAGAUGAUGGAGUGUUUUUAUAUCCAACUCAUCCGACAGCAGCUCCGAUACAUCACGAGCCACUCAUAAAACCCUUCAAUUUCUCCUACACAGCAAUUAUGAAUGUUUUUGGGUUUCCCGCUACCGCGUGUCCACUUGGUCUCAAUAAACAUGGUCUCCCAAUUGGUAUACAGGUUAUUGGUGGCCUAUACCAAGAUCGCCUAACACUUGCCGUUGCCGAAGAGCUAGAACGAGGCUUCGGAGGCUGGGUACCUCCGCCAAUUAUAGCAUAACUUAACGUAUUUGACAAUAAUUUAAUUCACAUGCUCAUGCAAAGCCGGAAACUUACCAAACCAUGGCUUCAUAAUUAUUCAGUCCAAGGGAAAUACAGCUGUGAGUAAUGCCAAUGUACAACAUGCAAUUUUAUACGUAAAUCAACAAGAAGUAUUAAUGUCACCAUGUGUGCUAGCAUUGAAUGCGGUUGUACAUUACAGCUAAGGCCAUAAAUCUAUUCUUGUAAUGGCUAAAGAAUGAAUUACAAAACUCAUUAUUUACCGUUUUCAUAAAAUUUGUGAAUUCAGUUUAACACUAAACCUACCGACGAUUUAUAACCCCAUUACGAAAACCAUUUAAAACGGUCAAUUUGACCCGUCGGUGGUAGGUUUAGUCUUAAAUUAUAAUUCUUAGUCCAUACACUUCAUGUAUUUACACAUGGCAGGUAUGAACUUAUAAGAUAAAUUAUUUUUUUACAUUAAUGAGUAAGGAUACAGAGCUGUUUUUUUUUUCGAGUACGAUUGUUGAUCCAUAAACUGCUCGUCGUGUGUGUUCGUCCAUUUGUUGCAAUGACACAGGGUCCAAGCGACCAAAUGCACGAUGUGCGCGUUACUUUACAAUGCAUACGUUUUGAGUCAUUGCAUUAUAUACGGUCAUUGCGCCGUAUUGGCAACUGAUCACCGACGCGGUGAAGAUCGUUCCAUAUGUCUUGAAACAUUUGAGUACACCUGUUCGAUGCAUUCAUCCAACAAACGUAUUGACAUAUUCUAUACCAUAGAUUUCUACUUUUAUAUACCUCACAGAUUUUCGUACAGAAUUUUCUAUUUUAAUAUGAAAUCAAGAAGAAAUGGGGUGCUAUAGUUGCAUAAUGUCUAGUUGUAUAAGUUCAGUGCUGUUUAACUUUUGUAAUGGCAGUAAAGCGAUAUACAUAUUUUAUUAUGUACAGAAUAAAUGAAUAAUCAUAUUAUUUCAAUAAAGACUUGAUUUGUUUUA